Molecule: messenger RNA, 2573 nt
Organism: Larimichthys crocea (large yellow croaker)
Lineage: Eukaryota; Metazoa; Chordata; Actinopteri; Sciaenidae
Product: claudin domain-containing protein 1
Exons: 4
Coding region: 461-1219 (252 amino acids)
Cellular component (GO): membrane
Source: RefSeq, a predicted model, not a curated record
UCUCGCAUCAUCCUGGCUGCGCCCGGCAUCCAAAAAGAAAAACGCAGACCUGUGCUUUUUUACAUUUGGAGGCUCGGACAUUACGCAUUUUUAUAACGGUGUGUGGGGGUGGUGGAGGAGGUCUGUUUGACUUUUUUUUUUUUUUUUUUUUUAGCGAGGACUCGGGGCUGUUAUUGCGGACUUAGCGGUGUGAUAUCUGCCGCAGCGUCGGGUCGGGCCAACCACCAUCUGUGGAAGUGGGACAAGGGGGAACAGAUGGCGCAUCCAAGCCGGCCUGCAGGGCUGCUGACGCUGACUGUUAGGACAGCACUGAAGGGUAUCAAUCAUUCAAAUUAAAGCUGUUGCACGGUGUGUUUAUUUCUGCAGACAAUGCCGGAGUGACUUGGAUUGUGAGUGUCCAAAAAACGACUUUCACCAUCAACUUUAAUCCCUCUUUGACGCGUCUCUGACCCGGUCAACAAUGGUUGACAACCGCUACGCCACAGCUCUGGUCAUCGCCUGUGUGCUGAGCAUACUGGCCACUGUUUAUCUGUCGGUGGCCAUCGGGACGCAGCACUGGUACCAGUACAGCAGCCCCACGGUGCGCGGAGAGGCCAACGCGUCCGAGCUGCGCUCCCUGUAUGAGGAGUUCAUAGACGGAGAGUUUGACGAGAAAACCUACAGCGACACCUUGUUCCGCCUCAACGGGACUGUGGGCCUCUGGUGGCGAUGUGUGCACGUCCCUGCCAACGCUCACUGGUACAAAGAGCCAGAUGUCAAGAUGGUGCUGGAGUGUCGAAGCUUCACUCUACCUCAGCAGUUCAUUCCCAAAUAUAAAGAACCAGGAAACCACAACAGCGGAGAGGACAUGGUGCGCACAUACUUGUGGAGGUGCCAGUUUCUGCUCCCACUCGUGUCCCUGGGCCUGGUGGUGUUGGCAGGUCUAAUUGGGUUCUGUGCCUGCCUCUGUCAAAGCCUCACCCCCACACUAGGCAUAGGAGUACUUCACCUGCUGGCUGGUAUCUGCACCUUAGCCACAGUGUGCUGUUACCUGGCGGGGAUGGACCUGCUCCACAGGGUGUCAAUGCUGCCUGAUAAGGUAGAUGGCUCUCUGGGCUGGUCCCUCUACUUGGCCCUCAUUUCCUCACCACUGCACAUGAUGGCCGCCGCACUUCUGGUGUGGGCGGCACGUAGCCACAGUCAAAACUACUACCGCAUGACAGCCUACCGGGUGGCAUAGACUUGAGAUUCGAGCUCUGGAUCUCUGCCCUAUGUUAUAUUCAUACCCUACUCUGACACCAAGAUGCAUUUUAUUAUGACCUCAGAGGAGCGGGAUGUGGGUUAAUCUGUGCAUUUGGCUCUCUGACGGAUUAGAGUGCAUGUACUCUAUAGUAAUAACCCCGUCUGCUGCAUUAAAAGAUUUGAUUUGUGUUUCUCUCUCGGGUUUUACGGCAUUGGUUUGAAAAAGGUCAACCAGAAAGACGUUUAUAACACAACACAUGCUUGGUUUAGAGUAACUUAACACCAAGCUGUGUCCCAGUUUCACGCUGCAUUCCUUCAUUCCAGGUCCUGAACAUGUAGUACAAUACUCACCGAGCUGACUGACGUAUAAAAAAAAUGAUGGGCCAAAAAACUGUCAACACGUUCAAACAAGUGCCCACAUUAGCCAAAUCUCCUUACGUAAAGAGACAAUUUAAUAAGGCGUCUAAUUAAACAGUUUCACCGUUUUCCUGCACAUGAACAAUGAUUGCACAUUUCACGUGUCUUCUAGCAGCUUGUUUCUUGUCCUGUCCGUUUAAACGUAAGGAUGUUACAAUACUAGAACUAUAUGCAGAUCACAUUUUUUGCAAAGAUUAUACACAAAUCCAAUCCAAUAGAGAUUACUCAAACUGCAAUUGCAGGUCAUUUUAAGGAUUACGUUAUACGGUAUGGAACUGGGACACACCUUUCAUUGACAUCCUCUGGUUGACGGCAGCAUUGUAAUAAAGUUGUACUGAACAUGACACACACUCUUGUUCCAAAAAACAAAACAAAACCCCCAGACAGAUGGUUGCUGUUGUUUACUCUUGUCUUUUACUUCUGCUGCUUCGGAACAGUCUAGGAAUGAUGCGACAAUGAGAGAGACGAUGACUAUUACUGUACAUGUUUGGUUGUUUUUAUUAUUCAAGUGAUUUAUUUAUUCAUUGUUAAGGUCAGACUGUGUUUCUUCAUAGUUUAUUUACCCAACGCAUUGUUUUCUUUGCUAUUUUCAAGCAUAUACUUCAUGUUUUGACUGAUUUUAUAGGUUUUUGUAGCAAAACUUUUUUUAAUAUAGUAGUGCUUUUUCACCAUUUCGUGUCAUGUCUUUUGCCCUUCACAUGUUCAUAUAAAUUUGUUUUGUGGAUUCAGUUGUUUAUUCAUGUUAUUUAUAUUUGUUCCUUUUAUUUAUUUUUAUCACCAUUUCAACUCAACAGGAUUUAAGGGAAACUGUGUUUCUCUGUGAGGCAUUAUGAAUGUAAUUUAAAAGGCCAUAUUGGGAUAAGCUACAGUAUUCCUUUGCACUUAAAUUAUUGUUGAACAUAUCCUGUUAUUGCUGUAGUGCUCAGUAGUGAAUU